AUGGCGCAUAUCUUGGUGGAACACGAGAUCAACGCCCAAGACCCUCUCCCGCGCGAUUACCUGCAACCUGUCAAAGAACUCUGGGUCGACAGUGGUGUCAAGCAGGCAAUAGCAAAGGGCAACGAGUUCGCCCUCCACGACAACCUGGCAUACUUCUGUGACGAUUUGGACCGCAUUUGGGAUGCGAGCUACGAGCCCACAGACCAAGAUUUGUUGCGAUCAAGACUGCGAACCACGGGAAUCACCGAAACGGUUUUCGACCUCGGUCAACUGACAUACCGCAUGUUCGACGUCGGUGGCCAACGUUCAGAACGGAAGAAGUGGAUCCAUUGCUUCGAAAAUGUCAAUUGCUUGCUCUUCCUUGUCGCCAUCAGCGGAUACGAUCAAUGUUUGGUCGAGGACAAGGACGGCAACCAAAUGAACGAAGCGCUCAUGCUCUGGGAGUCGAUUGCCAACUCGCACUGGUUCACGAAGUCUGCCCUUAUCCUCUUUCUGAACAAGAUGGAUCUCUUCAAGGAGAAGCUCCCUAACAACCCAAUCACGUCGCACGGUUUCACGGAUUACCACGGCCCCGCCGAAGACUGGAAGUCUGCCAGCAAGUACUUCUUGGACAAGUUCCGCGCCCUCAACCGAAACACCGAGAAGGAAAUUUACGGACAUUUCACGAACGCCACUGAUACGAACCUGCUCAAGAUCACGAUGGGCUCGGUCCAGGAUAUGAUUAUCCAGCGCAACCUCAAGCAGCUGAUACUAUAA
Messenger RNA from Colletotrichum paranaense, 756 nucleotides. RefSeq names its product guanine nucleotide-binding protein alpha-2 subunit. Gene Ontology annotation, biological process: G protein-coupled receptor signaling pathway. The transcript is spliced from 3 exons. The record is from RefSeq and is a predicted model, not a curated record. Bases 1 to 756 code for a protein of 251 amino acids. Gene Ontology annotation, cellular component: heterotrimeric G-protein complex. Gene Ontology annotation, molecular function: G protein-coupled receptor binding; GTP binding; GTPase activity. Lineage: Eukaryota; Fungi; Ascomycota; Sordariomycetes; Glomerellales; Glomerellaceae.